GCGCUAGAGAAAGAGGGAGGAGACUGCGGCGCAGCAGCGACUAGUGGGAGUCCGAGGUGGCGGAGGGGCUGCGGCCGCCGCCACCGCCACCGCCGCCGCCACCGCCUACAGGAAGGCGGAGGACGCAGGAGCCAAGAGCUAGGGACGCCGCCACGGUUCUCUUCGCCUGCUCCGCCGCCCUAUUAGAGACACUCUUUGCCUACGGAUCGUCCUCUCCCAGCUUUUGCAAGCACUGGGCUGCUCGCCCGCUGAUAUUCCUUCUCCAUAGGCUCACUGCGGAGGCAAGGCGAGGUGUCCGAUUUGGGCACCUGAGGCCCGCAAUUCGGGAUGGUGGGGAAUCUGUGCCUCCUGGCCGGGUAGUGUUGGAAGCAGGGAGAGGGGAAUGGGGAAAUGCUUCCCAUUUCAGCGAACCGCAGAUCUCUUGCUUUAGUUUAGCGAAACUGAGCUGGGGAGUAAGGUUACUGCAGGCACUCAGCGAGGGUGCCUUGAUUUCCAGCUUUGCUAGGUAGCUUUCGAUAAAAACAGGCGUGGGUGUACGGGGUGCGCAGAUUAGGAGAAAAAGCUCUCCGUGUUACGCAUUGAUUUUUGUUAAUUUCCUUUCUCGGUCCACCUGGCAACUGUGCUCCUCCCUGCAGGCAUGAAGACCCCGUUUGGAAAGGCAGCUGCAGGGCACCGGUCCAGGACAGGCGCUGGACACAGCAGUGUGUCUGUUACCAUGAUGAAGAGGAAGGCUGCACACAAGAAGCAUAGGAGCCGACCCACCUCCCAGCCUCAGAGGAACAUCGUGGGCUGCAGAAUUCAGCACGGAUGGAAAGAUGGAGAUGAACCUCUAACACAGUGGAAGGGAACCGUUCUGGAUCAGCUCUUAGAUGAUUAUAAAGACGGUGACCUCCGCAUCCUUCAAGAUUCCAAUGAUUCUCCUCCGGCAGAGAGGGAGCCAGGAGAAGUCAUAGACAGCCUGGUAGGCAAACAGGUGGAAUAUGCCAAAGACGAUGGCUCCAAGAGAACUGGCAUGGUCAUUCAUCAGGUAGAAGCAAAACCCUCUGUGUAUUUCAUCAAAUUUGAUGAUGAUUUCCAUAUCUAUGUCUACGAUUUGGUAAAAACAUCUUAAAGGUCAUGUUGAAAUUUGCCAAAUAUAUGAGACGCUAAAUCUGUAGACACAAAAAGUCUUGAUUGCUUUCCAGUUUGUAAGAACCAUCUUCUCCCUUUUUGCACGUUUUGCUUGGCAAAAAAUUGGAACUUCUGCCCUCUCAUAUGUUUUUGGAAGAAACCUUUUGCCCAUCUGUCCAAUCUUUGCACUGGUUCCUCUCUGCAGUUUAACUGAUUUAACUGAUUAGUGAGAAGGGUAAAGCCUGACAUCCAUUGGCUCAUACUUUUUUUAUAUUGGGUGGUGUUAAUAGAUUAAAGGUAGCUGAACACCUCUCACCUCAGUCUUUUUGGCACUUGGACUCUACCCUCAUUGAGGUGUGAAGCUUGCUGAGAUACCCCAUGUGACUGGCUGGGUAAGUGUCUUUGCAAUCUCAAAUCUUUCCCAGGUAGCUUCAAAAAUCUAACUUGGGAAAGAGUGGGAAACGCAUUUUGGUCUCUUGUUCAAGUUGCAUUCUCAAUUCUAACUGUACUAAAAGUAAGGCUAACAUCUUGCUCCCUUUCUGGUUCUUUCACCUAUUGCUCAACUGUUCUAGAAUUAAUAAGGUAAUUACUUUGCAUUUUAGUACCUAAGCAUAGGCUGAGAAACCGUGCAAAACUGAUAAGAAGACAAGCAUUUGGGGACCAAACUCCAAGUGGAGAGAUCAAGAUUUCCGGUAAAACUUAAGUGAAAGGUUUUAGUCAUCAGUGGCAUUAGGAUCUCUCCUCUCGUCUGCAAUAGCUCUGCAGACAUGGUGUGUGUUUUAACUGAUACAAGCUGUGCAGGCAGACCUUAGCACAAGUGGUCUUUUUCAGCCCAGAGGAGCAUUAAGCCAGGCUCUAGCUAGAGUCCUCAGUCACAGGGACACUCUUUGUCACAGGGCAAAGGCUGGGCUUGGCAAGAUCUGUCGAGAACCUAGAAAUGAAAGAGCAGAAACCUAGAAUCAAGCUGAGAUACAGAUUUCUUUGCUGUGCUAAGAGAGACUCAGAAGUUUUAGAUUUUAUUCUUGGGAGACUUCAAAGUCCCAACAUAUGAGGUGGGCAAGGCACUUGUGAGAACCAAGAAAGGCUGAAAGCAGACUAUGCUUCCUUGCAGAGACUGGUGGGCUCAUCUAUUAUGGUAUCCCAGCAGGACUUGGGACACAGUCAGUGGUAGGUAAUCUGUAGGCUUAAUGAUGUUUUAAGUGCUGGCAUUGGUAGAAAUCUAAUAGAUUUUUGUUAUCGUUUUGAUUUUUAAGUCUAUCCUGUUUCUUGGCUGGCCCUAAGAAACUCAUAUGCAGAUAGGGGUGAGUUCUACUACGGCAGAAAAGUAAAAAUGGAAGGGCCUUUGAGCUUUCCAUUAUUAAAGAGGCAUUGGUGGAGGUUAACCAAAGCCUAGGAAAGAAAAGCUGAAAUACAAGCAUGGUUUUUGAGAGAAGCACCUGGUCAAAACCAAUGCUUUCCCAUUGGGGCUCUCACAGAAGCUCCAUUAGCAGUAACAGCCUAAUAAGGCCAUGGACUUCUGCACAUUUGGGGCUGGGACUCAAGGCAGUAUAAUCAUACUGGGAUUGUACUGCAAGAUAUCUUCCAAAUUAGUUUAAGUUCACAGGUCAUGGAGUCCAGACUACCGGCACAGAUUGGCAUCCUGCUGAGGAUGAAACAAAGAAGAUAUUGUCUUUUCUCCUAUGUUUUAUCUGUCUACUUUUUCCUUUUUGAUGCCACUAAGUCUCUACUAUGAUGUUUCACUGACAACAGCAAUGUGGGUCUGUAUUGCCCUAUGUACUAAGUCCUGGGGUCAUACAUUUGCUUAAAAAAACUGUUCUAGUGGCUGGGAACUAGUGUGCUUCUAAUUUUUUUGAUGUCAGGUUGAUACUGUGAUAAUCUUAUGUCUUAUUGACCCUUUGGACUCUUAAAUAUGUAUGACAUGCAAUUGUGGGGUUAGAUUAAUUCAACUCCUGAGGUCCUGAAGGAACUACACCCAGUCAAGAGGAAGACAGCCAAGGCUGGAGCUGCUGAAGCAACCCCAUAUCUGGGCAGACAUCUUUGUAAGAUCUGUAUGGCUGAAAUGAGAAAAACGAGAAAUUGGGAAAGGCAGAAUUUUGGACUUUAAAUCUUUUGGACUUUGAAUUAGAAAUUUAAUUUGGGGUAGUCAUUUUCCCCUGGGAGUUUAAUAGUUGACGGGGUGGGGGUGAGGUCAUAUAGUUCAAACUAAGGCAUUUUCAUUAUGUUGAUGUUGUAUUAUUUGAAGUUUUUUAAUGCUACCUUUGGGAGUCAUUGUAUAAUUGUUGUCAGCUAUGUCAGGAAAUAUGGCUGGACAUAAUUGUAAAUUAGGGCUAAAAUUCUGAUCAUAUUUUCAGCCUAGGGUAUAAUGUAGCCUUGGAGUUAAUUUAAUUACUGUCCUAUUUUUGACUUAUUUUAGAGCCUCCUGGGGGCAAAAACAGAACUGCUCACCAAUCUUACAUUGAUGGGAGCAGAACUUUUCUAAGAUACUGUUGGUCUCCCCAGAAGGAGACAGCCACAGCCCUGUUUAUUGACCAGAGUCUUGAGUGUUAACCAUUGUGGCUUAAGACAAUAAAAUGUACAAGGGUGUAGGGGAUCUAUCCUUUUCCUCUCUCCAUGCUCCUGACUCAAGAAAAAGAAAAGAUUUGCAUCUCUCAAAAAUGUUUGGAAGAAAGUUUCCACUCACCUUCUCUUGCCACUCAUUCAGUCUUAUGCAUGGGAGGAGGAAUAACUUGAUGAGAUUGAGAAAAUGGUUAUAAUGGAUAGGCAGCUUAGGCCACUCUUGGAUCUUGAGUUUGUUCCACACAGCAAGAUGUGGAAAAGACUGCGGUCCUUCACUACAUGGUUGGGUAAAUAUCUACUUUGUAGACCCAACUAUCUCCCCUUGGGGUGGGGGGAUCCCAAAGUCCUUAGACUUGUGGUAAAAGUUCAUUUCAGCCUCAGGUCCAAGCCAUGUUGUCCAAUCCAGCUCUAUCAGCUAUAAAGCUGGUAUCUAUUUUUAUUUUUUACAAUUUUAAUAUGUGGUUUUUUUUUUUUUUAGAAAAAUAACACAUGACUGUGGUAAAAGUCAAACAGUACAAAAGGGUAUACAAUAAAAAGUAAAUCGCUUUUCCUCCUUCUCACCCCUGGCCUCAGUUCCCCGCUGGUCCUAUUUUCAAAAAGUAACCACUGUUACCAGUUACUUAUGUAUCCUUCCAGAGAUAUUCCAUGUAUUUACAAGCAUAUUGUGUGUGGGUGUGUGUGUAUCAGGUUUUUUUUUUUUUUACACAAAUGGUGGCAUACUAUACAUGCUGUUCUGAAUCUUGCUUUUUUCACUGAACAAUAUAUUAAAGCUGAUAUCUUAAUCCCUA
Molecule: messenger RNA, 4454 nt
Organism: Sapajus apella (tufted capuchin)
Lineage: Eukaryota; Metazoa; Chordata; Mammalia; Primates; Cebidae
Gene: SPIN3
Product: spindlin family member 3
Exons: 2
Coding region: 638-1111 (157 amino acids)
Biological process (GO): regulation of DNA-templated transcription; gamete generation
Cellular component (GO): cytosol; nucleoplasm
Source: RefSeq, a predicted model, not a curated record